Molecule: messenger RNA, 939 nt
Organism: Zymoseptoria tritici IPO323
Lineage: Eukaryota; Fungi; Ascomycota; Dothideomycetes; Mycosphaerellales; Mycosphaerellaceae
Exons: 2
Molecular function (GO): S-adenosylmethionine-dependent methyltransferase activity
Source: RefSeq, a predicted model, not a curated record
UUACAUGCUUUUGAUCGAUACCAAGAAACUGCCGGAGCUGAGAUCCAACGAUUCGAGGACUUGUACAGGAAUGUUCCAAAAGACCACAAACGAAUCCUGGAGAGGACUAUCGCAUACAACAAGAACUUCGAGGAAGCGCGCUCUCGAAUUGAGAUCAAUGCCAGACUCUGCAAACUCAUCGUCAACCAUGGCCUCGAAUACUACAACAUCACUCGCGCAGAGCUCAGCGUAUUCGAGAAGGAGAACGAGAAGACGGCCAAAAAGCCCGCUCAUCGAUCCAUGGUCUCCCAAGCACUCAAACACAUGGUCCGCGAUUAUUCACCGGAAGGGAAACCAGAACGAGACGCCACAUUUCCCUACAUCCUCUCAACGAUCUCUAGUGAGCUUUCACCGCCUCCCGCCGACUCAUACUCCAAAGGAUACAAAAUCCUUCUUCCAGGCUCCGCCCUUGGUGGCCUCGCAUACGACAUCUCGCUCCUUGGCCCACAUCUGCACAUCACCACCAACGAAUAUUCCUCAGCCAUGAAUCUCGCCUACCGCUACAUCUCCUCCUCAUCAGUGCAGACCACCCCCAUCAUCAUCCAUCCCUACCUCGAAACCUGGUCGCACGCCCGAACUCGCUCUUCCAUCCUCCGACCGGUCGAACUAUACCCUCCCGCAACCACUCCCGGCUACCAGCCUCCCCUACUCAUCGAAGGCGACUUCACGCUCUCCUUCCACCAUCAAUCUUCUCACUACGACAUGAUCGCCACACUCUUCUUCAUCGACACCGCGCAAAAUUUGCUGUCAUACCUGGAAACGAUUUUCAACCUCCUUCGACCCGGUGGCAUGUGGGUGAAUGUCGGUCCGCUACUGUACGGAACGGCGCCGUGGUUACAGUUGAGCAAAGAGGAGGUGGUGAGAGUGGCGGAGGAGGUUGGUUUUGUGUUUGAGGAGAGU